Molecule: messenger RNA, 1338 nt
Organism: Lichtheimia ornata
Lineage: Eukaryota; Fungi; Mucoromycota; Mucoromycetes; Mucorales; Lichtheimiaceae
Exons: 4
Coding region: 1-1338 (445 amino acids)
Biological process (GO): ubiquitin-dependent protein catabolic process; protein ubiquitination
Cellular component (GO): nucleus
Molecular function (GO): ubiquitin protein ligase activity; zinc ion binding
Source: RefSeq, a predicted model, not a curated record
AUGGCCAACAACUACGAUCAGUCGUCUGAUGUCGAUUCGGCAAUGGAACAGGACGUCCCAAUUACCACCACAGCAACCACAGCUCAAUAUGACCAAGAAAUAUUAUCGGAUGGCGAGGAACAUGCCCGACAGCAACCAGAUGCGAAGACACACACAGAGCAAGUGAACGAGGCCGAUUUACGCAAGCUUAUUAUGGCGAUUCAGCGGGAUACUAGUAUUGAUCGGCAAGAGAAGGCUCGAAGGAUGCAGUACUUGAUGUCGCAUGGCACUUUACCCACACCACCGGAAACGUCAGCGGGUUCAAGCGAUACACAGGAAGAUAAACCCAAUGUAGACGAUGCUACCCCUUCUUACCAUGAUGAAGCCAAUGGUAUCUUAGGAUGCAAGCAUUAUCGUCGCAAAGUGAAAUUGGUGGCCAACUGCUGUGGUGUCAUAUUCCCUUGUCGCUUUUGUCACGAUGAAGUGAGCGAUCACAAUAUUAUUCGACAUGAAACCAAGGAGAUGGUAUGCAUGCAAUGUAAUGAGCGACAACCAGCCAGCCAGCAUUGCCGUAAUUGUGGAAUUCAAGUGGCAACGUAUUAUUGCGACAAGUGCAAACUCUGGGAUGAUGACGAGAACAAGUCGAUCUAUCAUUGCAACGAUUGUGGGAUAUGUCGACAAGGAAAGGGACUUGGCCAGGAUUUCUUCCAUUGCCAUAAAUGCAAUAUUUGCAUGUCCAUGUCCAUGAAAGAUCGACACCGAUGCAUUGAGCGGAAUCUGGAGAGUGAUUGUCCGAUUUGUGGCGAAUACAUGUUCACAAGCACAACCACCGUCAUUUUCAUGCCAUGUGGUCAUUGUAUUCACAAGCUAUGUUACACAGCCUACAUCCAAACCUCCUAUCAAUGCCCAACAUGCCUCAAAUCACUGGGCGACAUGUCCGAAUACUUUGAACGACUCGAUCGUGAAUUGGAACGUCAACCCAUGCCUCCAGAGUACGAGAAAUACGUUUCUUAUAUAUUUUGCAACGACUGCGAAAAGAAAUCAAGAGCAAAAUACCACUUUUUCUAUCACAAAUGCGAACAUUGCAAGAGCUACAAUACCACCGUAUUAAAGACCGAGAACCGAGAAGAACAAGAAGAAGGCAAAGAACCAUGUCCUGAAGGUCAUCCAACAACAACAACAAGCACAGCAAUUGCUCCUGGAUCAAGUUCAGCUGCUGGUGGUGGUGCAUCAUCCUCCUCCGAUUCUAGAAACAAUGAUCAUGAUUUCAUGCAAGCGCAUGGCGGCAGUGGAGCUACCGGCAAUGGAUCAUCUUCCUCAUCAUCAGAUCGACCCACAUCGAGUAGCAAUAAUUCAUAG